GAGUAAGGGUCCGCCCACUGGAGCCGUCCGCAGGCACCCUGCGGAGCCGGUGGGGUGCCUGACAGCCGCGGUGAAUGAGAGGAGAGAGAGGUUACCUGGCUGGUGUCUUGUUUUGGUUAUCUUCUGACGGGGCAAAGAACUAUGUCAUGGAUCAAAGAAGGAGAGCUGUCACUUUGGGAGCGGUUCUGUGCCAACAUCAUAAAGGCAGGCCCAGUGCCCAAACAUAUUGCAUUCAUAAUGGAUGGAAACCGUCGCUAUGCCAAGAAGUGCCAAGUGGAGCAGCAGGAAGGGCACUCACAGGGCUUCAACAAGCUGGCUGAGACCCUGCGCUGGUGUUUGAACCUGGGCAUCCUAGAGGUGACAGUCUAUGCAUUCAGCAUUGAGAACUUCAAACGCUCCAAGAGUGAAGUAGACGGGCUGAUGGAUCUGGCCCGGGAGAAGUUCAGCCGCUUGAUGGAAGAAAAGGAGAAACUGCAGAAGCAUGGGGUGUGUAUCCGGGUUCUGGGCGAUCUGCAUUUGUUGCCCUUGGAUCUCCAGGAGCUGAUUGCACAAGCUGUAUGGACCACUAAGAACUACAACAAGUGUUUCCUAAAUGUCUGCUUUGCAUACACAUCCCGUCAUGAGAUCAGCAAUGCCGUGAGAGAGAUGGCCUGGGGAGUGGAGCAAGGCCUGCUGGAUCCCAGUGACAUCUCUGAGUCUCUGCUCGAUAAGUGCCUCUAUACCAACCAUUCUCCUCAUCCCGACGUCUUGAUACGGACUUCUGGGGAAGUGCGGCUGAGUGACUUCUUGCUCUGGCAGACCUCCCACUCCUGCUUGGUGUUCCAACCUAUACUGUGGCCAGAAUACACAUUUUGGAACCUCUGUGAAGCCAUCCUGCAGUAUCAGAUGAACCAUAGCAUGCUUCAGCAGAAGGCCCAAGACAUGUAUGCAGAGGAGCGGAAGAGGCAGCAGCUGGAGAGGGACCAGGCUGCAGUGACAGAGCAGCUGAUGCAAGAGGGGCUCCAGGCCAGUGGGGAUGCCCAUCUUCGACGGACACGCUUGCACAAACUCUCAGCCAGACGUGAAGAGCGAGUCCAAGGCUUCCUUCAGGCCUUGGAACUCAAACGGGCUGAAUGGCUGGCACAUCUGGGCACUGCAUCAGCCUGAGGCUGGCCACCUGCCACUUUGCCCUGCCCUCUGCCUCCAGGCCCCACUCCCUAUUCUUUUCUUGGUGAAAGGCACCUCUCUCCUGAUGAUGAAUUAUAUUCCCUUUGCUUGGCAGGGAAGCCUGAGGCCAGGUCUGCUGACCAUAGGUACUUUUGGGCUGCCUGGGACAGUGGCCCCUGGGGAGGAUUGAGGAUGAGAAUCUCCUGCAAGUACACUAAACCCAGCUCUGGCCACCAAUAGGUUUGGAGAGCAGAGGGCCCCAACUCAUUGGCUGCUUGUGCUCCUAGAUGUGCUUUUUUCCACCAGCGCAUCCUUCAACACACAAUUUGGGGAAUGAGGUCUCCCCCAAACCCUAGCUCUUUACCCAUCUAUCUUAGCUUUCUACCCGACUUUCACAAAAGAUUUGGCUCUACCUUGGAUCUGCUGGCAAAUAGCUAAUAGGCAUCCAGCAUUAUUUGGGAAAGGAAGAAAGGGGUGGGAGAGACAGAAAGAAAAUUUGCCCAUCUGCUGCUCCUCCCCCUUGGCUCUCCACCUGGGAUUUGCUAUUGAAUCUCUCCCCCUCCCACCACGCAGUACUGAUUGCUCACUGAAAGGCUCAGCGCCCCCAAUGGCGCACAGAAGCCAGGCGGGUGAUUACAAUCCAAUUACCUAUUGUCGACUCAGCCUACACAAGCUUUUCUCUUCCUCUUGCAGGGCAUGGGGCCAGGCUCCACUCCCUAGUAAGAUGCCCCUCUCCAUGGCUACAGGUUAACAGAAGGGCCUGUAGACCCUGGUGAAAAUAAUCUAGCACAGGCUUCCUUCCUUAUAACACAUCAGGAAGGAGCAGAACCAAGCACUUCUCCCAACUGGCUGUGCCUCCAGCUUCUUCAUCUCAAACUCCGAUUCCCACUUCUACAAGGUUUCUCUUAGCUUUUUGACCUGGCUCCCUAAGUAGGCCCCAAGACUAUUUAUUCUCAGCAUGGCAAAGCUUGUUCCAGGCAUUCUUUGCUUGUGAGGGCCAAGGCUGCCCAGCAGGAAGAAGAGGGCAGAGUCAAGACUGUGUCCUUUCUCCUACUUCCCCCUGCCAGGUCUCGCUGCAGAACUGCUGAGAGGAUUAGUACCUUUGAAGAGCUGUCUGAGCAACUCUGCUUCAGGCGCCCCAGAGCAGCAAGCACCAGUCAGUAAUACCAAUGAAAUGCUACUAUUUAGA
This is a messenger RNA of Cynocephalus volans (Philippine flying lemur), 2335 nucleotides long. RefSeq names its product dehydrodolichyl diphosphate synthase subunit (gene DHDDS). The coding region runs from base 142 to 1146 and encodes 334 amino acids. The record is from RefSeq and is a predicted model, not a curated record. Gene Ontology annotation, cellular component: dehydrodolichyl diphosphate synthase complex; endoplasmic reticulum. Gene Ontology annotation, biological process: polyprenol biosynthetic process. NCBI's taxonomy places the organism in Eukaryota, Metazoa, Chordata, Mammalia, Dermoptera, Cynocephalidae. Gene Ontology annotation, molecular function: ditrans,polycis-polyprenyl diphosphate synthase [(2E,6E)-farnesyl diphosphate specific] activity. The transcript has 9 exons.